Messenger RNA from Telopea speciosissima, 1842 nucleotides. Its product is annotated as signal recognition particle 54 kDa protein 2-like. Bases 143 to 1627 code for a protein of 494 amino acids. The record is from RefSeq and is a predicted model, not a curated record. NCBI's taxonomy places the organism in Eukaryota, Viridiplantae, Streptophyta, Magnoliopsida, Proteales, Proteaceae. The transcript has 9 exons. Gene Ontology annotation, molecular function: GTPase activity; 7S RNA binding; ATP hydrolysis activity. Gene Ontology annotation, biological process: SRP-dependent cotranslational protein targeting to membrane, translocation; SRP-dependent cotranslational protein targeting to membrane. Gene Ontology annotation, cellular component: cytosol; signal recognition particle, endoplasmic reticulum targeting.
UGAAAGGAGUCUAUUGUUGUAAGUUGUAACGGAAGAACGAAGCCGAUCUGUGAAAACCCUAACCUCAGAAAUCAUUUCUUCUGUAGGAAAGAGUAAUCUCAGAGUCAAAGGUGACAGAUUUCUUCUUCCUUGAGCGAACAAGAUGGUGUUAGCAGAGUUAGGGGGGAGCAUCUCCCGUGCUCUCCAGCAGAUGAGCAAUGCCACCAUUAUUGACGAGAAGGUACUCAACGAAUGCCUCAAUGAGAUCACCCGAGCGCUUCUACAGUCCGAUGUGCAAUUCAAGCUAGUCCGAGAUAUGCAGGCUAAUAUUAAGAAGAUUGUAAAUUUAGAUGAUUUGGCUGCUGGACACAAUAAGCGCAGGAUCAUUCAACAAGCCAUAUUCAAUGAGCUCUGCAAAAUGUUGGAUCCAGGGAAGCCUUCUUAUACUCCAAAGAAGGGGAAAACAAGCGUUAUCAUGUUUGUUGGUUUACAAGGUUCUGGGAAGACCACAACUUGUACAAAGUAUGCAUUUUAUCAUCAGAAAAAGGGCUGGAAACCUGCUCUAGUUUGUGCAGAUACAUUUAGGGCUGGUGCUUUUGACCAGUUGAAGCAGAAUGCGACUAAAGCUAAGAUUCCAUUUUAUGGAAGUUAUAUGGAAUCAGAUCCUGUGAAAAUUGCGGAGGAAGGUGUGGAAAGGUUCAAGAAGGAAAAUUGUGACCUUAUCAUUGUAGACACAAGUGGGCGCCACAAACAGGAAGCUGCUCUCUUUGAAGAAAUGCGUCAAGUGUCUGAAGCAACGAAACCCGAUCUGGUUAUAUUUGUUAUGGAUAGCAGUAUUGGUCAGGCUGCAUUUGAUCAAGCUCAAGCAUUUAAACAAAGUGUUUCAGUUGGGGCUGUUAUUGUUACCAAAAUGGAUGGUCAUGCAAAAGGAGGCGGUGCUCUUAGUGCCGUUGCAGCCACAAAGAGUCCUGUCAUAUUUAUUGGAACUGGAGAACACAUGGAUGAGUUUGAAGUUUUUGAUGUUAAGCCAUUUGUCAGCCGCCUUUUAGGCAUGGGUGAUUUGUCGGGUUUCAUGGACAAAAUUCAUGAAGUUGUGCCUAUGGAUCAACAGCCUGAGCUUCUGCAGAAGCUUUCUGAAGGGACUUUUACUUUGCGUAUCAUGUAUGAGCAAUUCCAGAACAUACUCAAAAUGGGUCCUAUUGGCCAGGUUUUCUCAAUGCUCCCAGGAUUUAGUGCCGAGCUAAUGCCCAAAGGCCGUGAAAAAGAGAGUCAGGCAAAGAUCAAACGUUACAUGACUAUAAUGGAUUCCAUGACCAAUGAUGAAUUGGAUAGUUCAAACCCAAAGCUUAUGAAUGAGUCACGGAUCAUGCGGAUAGCACGGGGUGCUGGUCGUGCUGUUAGAGAAGUUAUGGAUAUGCUGGAAGAAUAUAAGCGUCUUGCCAAGAUCUGGAGCAAAAUGAAAGGCCUGAAGAUUCCAAAGAAGGGUGACAUGAGUGCAUUAUCUCGAAAUAUGAAUGCACAAAAUAUGAGCAAAGUCCUUCCUCCACAAAUGCUUAAGCAAAUUGGUGGCAUGGGUGGCUUACAAAACCUGAUGAAGCAAAUGGGUUCUUCAAAAGAUAUGAUGGGGAUGUUUGGAGGGGAGAAAUAGUACUAAUUAAAUGGGGGAAUCCAGAAUGGAGCUAUUACUGAGAACUGAGAAAGGGCAUAACUGUUUAAGGUUUCUACAGGAUCGAAGCAUUAAUUACAUGCAUAUCAACUUUACCUGGUCAAAUAUCUAGUGUAUUGGUAGAGAUCUUAGUUGUCAAAGUGACAAGGCAUUUUCCUUGUAUUCUUGAUGUUUAUGUUUGGAAUGCAAGAAAAGAA